AUGCCAAGGUUCAUCCGCCAUGACGUCACAGAGCCAUUCUUCUGUGAGUGCGAUAUGAUCUACAACAUGGCGUGCCCGGCUUCCCCGGUGCACUACCAGUGGAAUCCCAUCAAGACGACAAAGGUCUCGGUCUUGGGGACAAUCCACAUGAUGGGCCUUGCCAAGCGUGUCAAGGCCCGCAUUCUGCAGGCUUCCACAAGCGAGAUCUAUGGCGACCCUGAGGUUACGCCGCAGUCUGAAGAUUACUGGGGCCACGUGAAUACAAUUGGUGUCCGGUCCUGCUACGACGAGGGCAAGCGGGUCACCGAGACUCUGGCUUUUGACUAUCUGCGGAUGAACAAUGUGGACUCGUGGCCGCUAUACUAG
Symbiodinium pilosum is the source of this 366-nucleotide messenger RNA. NCBI's taxonomy places the organism in Eukaryota, Dinophyceae, Suessiales, Symbiodiniaceae. The record is from the annotation of a GenBank genome assembly.